GCGCCCAUGGGUCAAACUGGCCAGUUGUCGGCUCUAGUGGAUCUCAUCGCAAAUGCCACGAAGAUUGUUGACGCUCAUUAUCAGAAAUCCACGAAGCCUUACGUUCCAUCCCUCGACGACCUGGAGUCGCACCCGUUAGACGACGAAAUAUCUGAUGCAGAGCUCCGUAAUGCAAUUCAGACCAUCGAAGGCGCCUGCGCUCAACUGUCGGCUACCGUCGCACGUCCAAGUCAUACCAUAGUGAAUAGACUUAUGGGUAGCUAUGAGCCCGCAUGUUUGAACGUUGCCAUCACGUUCAACAUCGCCGACAUUCUUCAGAAAAAACCUGCAGGCAUGCAUGUAUCUGAAGUUGGGAAGAUAGCGGGACUCGACGAACGGAAACUUGGAAGGAUUUUGAGAUUAUUGGCAACAAAGCAUAUUUUCCGAGAAAUUUCACGCGAUGUCUUCGCAAAUAAUCGGUUGAGUUUGCAACUGCUAUCUAGCAAUCCUCUCUCCAGCCUGGGACUUCACUUCACUGAUGAAUGCCAGAAGUCGGCAGUGUUACUAUCCGAAACCCUGGCUGACCCCGAUUGGGGAUUCUCGUAUCAGCCACAACAUACCCCCUUCAACAAAUAUAGCAAAUACGCCGAACCUCUUUUCCUAUACUAUGAGGGGACGACUCCAGAAGGCGCCAAGCUCGGUGCGCGCUUUGGGAUCGGGAUGAUUGGCUGGGGCACUGCGACGGAAGCGAGCGCUGUCAUACGUGCAUUCCCGUGGGGAGAACUCGGUCACGGUGCCUCUGUUUGCGAUGUGGGUGGAGGUAUCGGACACGUCACAAUGCAGCUUGCCAAAGCGCAUCCUACACUCCAACUCAAGUUGCAAGACUUGCCAGAGCGCAUCCUACAAGCCAAGAACGAAGUUUGGCCCAAGGAAUGCCCUGAAGCGAUUCAGGAGAAAAGAAUAGAAUUCGAGCCAAUCGAUUUCUUGAGUGAAUCCCCGAUCAAAGACUGUAAUGUUUAUUAUCUCAAGAACAUUAUUCACGACUGGCCGGAUGAAGAUUGCGUCAAGAUCUUAACAGGUGUCCGCAAGGCAAUGGCACCGUACAGCCGCGUCCUCGUCCAGGAGUACAUCUUGCAACACGCCAAUCGCCUUCCCGAUGAUCAGUCCGAGUUUAUCCAGGCACCACAACCUCUUUUGCCCAACUAUGGCGUUGGCAGGCUUCGACAAUAUAAUCUCGAUAUUGAUAUGAUGACCAUGUUGAACAGUGAAGAACGCCGUCUCGAAGAUUUCAUCCGACUUGGCGAUGAGGCAGGCUUGAAAUUUGAAAAGCUUUGGGACGUUGGCGAUACGGGGGUUGUGGAGUACCGUCUUCCCUAGUGAAAGGGGCGGCUUCUGAAUGUAUAUCGAGCUACCCACUGUUCCAUCAAUGUGUUAUCACCAAAAUUGAAAUUUAGACACU
Molecule: messenger RNA, 1438 nt
Organism: Laccaria bicolor S238N-H82
Lineage: Eukaryota; Fungi; Basidiomycota; Agaricomycetes; Agaricales; Hydnangiaceae
Exons: 10
Coding region: 7-1356 (449 amino acids)
Molecular function (GO): O-methyltransferase activity
Source: RefSeq, a predicted model, not a curated record